UCCACAGCGUACGAUAGGCACGUUACCGUGAGCCGCGGCGUGAAAAAAGUCACGUAUGAAAAAAGUCGCGCGAUGCGAGCGUCCCGGGGAAAAGCAGCUCCUUACACGCGCGCGUGAAGCGGAAACGCGGAUGUAGCACAUGGAUUGUUUGGGUCUCAGGUGCGCGACGCUGCUGCUGGCGGUGACGCUCGCGCCGCUGGUCACAGCACUUAAGUGUGUGUGUCAGCUGUGCGCUAAUCACACCUGCGAGACGGAAGCCGAGGGUGCAUGCUGGAACUCGGUGAUGCUCAUCAAUGGGAAGGAAGAGGUCGUAAAGUCCUGCCUGUCCCCCAGUGAGCUGAAGGGACAGGUGUUCUGCUACAGCUCCAAAGAUGUGUCAAAACGCAACUGCUGCUUCACUGAUUUCUGCAACAACGAAACACUUCACUUACGCCCAGAAACAUCCUCUGAGGACUCUGACUGGGGACGACUCGAGUUGUCGGCUGUGAUCCUGGUGCCGUCUUGCCUGCUGUGUGUCGGUGUGUUUUUGUGUAUGUGUGUGGUCCGGAACCAGCGGUGCCUGCACGUUACGGGCCGAAACCAGGAUCCAGAGGAGCCACUGGAUGACCAGAGUCUUGUGUCAUCAGAGAAAUGCCUUAAAGAACUGAUUUAUGACAUGAGCACAUCAGGCUCGGGAUCAGGGCUGCCACUGCUGGUACAGAGGACAAUCGCACGGACCAUAGUGCUACAAGAGAGCAUCGGUAAGGGUCGGUUCGGAGAGGUGUGGAGGGGCAAGUGGCGAGGAGAAGAUGUUGCUGUGAAGAUCUUCUCUUCUCGAGACGAACGCUCUUGGUUCCGCGAGGCCGAGAUCUACCAGACCAUCAUGCUGCGGCACGAGAACAUCCUGGGCUUCAUCGCAGCUGAUAACAAAGAUAACGGUUCAUGGACUCAGCUGUGGCUGGUGUCGGAGUUUCAUGAACACGGCUCACUGUUUGAUUACCUAAACAGAUACACGGUGUCCGUGGACGGCAUGAUCGUCCUCGCACUGUCCGUCGCCAGCGGCCUGGCUCACCUUCACAUGGAGAUCAUUGGCACUCAGGGAAAACCAGCUAUUGCUCACAGAGAUAUAAAAUCGAAGAACAUCUUGGUAAAAAAGAACAGCACUGCGGUUAUCGCUGACUUGGGACUGGCUGUCAAACACGACUCCAGCACCAACACUGUCGACAUCCCGGCUAACCACAGAGUGGGCACCAGGAGGUACAUGGCCCCUGAGAUUCUGGAUGACACCAUUAACAUGAGCAGCUUUGAGUCGUUCAAGCGUGCUGAUAUCUACUCUCUGGGUCUGGUGUUCUGGGAGCUGGCUAGAAGAUGUUCAGUCAGAGGGAUACACGAGGACUACCAGCUGCCUUAUUAUGACCUGGUGCCUUCAGAUCCGUCGGUGGAGGACAUGAGGAGGGUCGUGUGUGAGCAGAAACUGCGGCCUAACAUCCCAAACCAAUGGCAGAGCUGUGAGGCCCUGCGAGUGAUGGGUAAGAUCAUGAGAGAGUGCUGGUACACCAACUCGGCUGCACGUCUCACUGCUCUGCGUGUGAAGAAAACCAUCUCUCAGGUGACGGUGCUCAAGGACGUUAAAGAGUAGCACACGCUCAAAGGUGCUGAUGACCGUUGAGUUACCCUCUCCAUCACUAAUCAAGGGACGACAUUUCAAAACUGUGUUUUGUGAUGCCAAACACUCCAGAGUGUAGCAGCGGCGCCUUCUCUCAGCUGAGUGACUGACAGUGAGACAUAUUGUGAUCCGCUCAAAGGAUUCUUGCUCCGUGCGAACCUGGUCUCAUUUAGAGAAUGCAGAGGUGUAGGGAGUAUGCAGAGAAACUGUGAACGUGUGUAAUGAGCAAGAAUUCAGUCACUAGCUGAAUGACUGAACACAGCCUAUGUACCUUUCUAACUUCUUUCCUGCUCAUGUUGUUUCUUCUUUGCAGCCUCAUAUCUCCUUUUGUUUCUCCUUCAUGUUUCUCCCACGUCCUCAAUCACCAGUUUUUUGUUAGCUUGACAGUUAAUAUGUGUUAAGAACGUAUACUGAGGUGCAGGUCACUGUGCACACUGUGUAUUAUUUACUGACCAUCUUAUCAGGUUAAACGACAAUAUAGAUCACUAUUGCUGGUCUAAAAGGACUAAAUGUAGCUCAUGUCAGUCUGCUUGAUUCCCCAUCUGUUAUUGAAAGGGACCACCAAUAGAUAUUUUGUACAGAUGUUAUUUGAAUGCAGACACAUUUUCAGAACAGCUGAGUCAGUGUGUGCGAUCCGGGUUUCUGUGUGUCAUUUGGUGCAGUAUCGCUGGGGUUUUUAUACUUCUCAGUGCCACUGCUGGAAGUCCACCAACCAAAAAUAUCCAGCCAACAGCCGUGCUGCAGUCAGAAACUGACGCUAAUGGCUAGUCAAUUAACACAACACGUUGCAAGUGUACAAAGUUGUUUUCUCAGUAUUCUCUGUUACGUUACUGUUCCCAUGGCAACGAAAGAUUUGAAGUGUGCUCAUGUUUGAAAUGAUUUGUUUUGGUCUCGUAUCCACGUCUUGUUGUUUAGAGUGCUCCUGAUUUAGCCCAUGAUUAGUUUGUCUAUAAAUCCCCUGUUGACUCCUUUGUCUUGUUGUGUAGUUUUGCCACGCUUUGAGUUUAAAAUGUAUAGCGAAGUUGUAGCUCACUUGUUAAGAUGUUGGACUAAUGGUUGCGAGUUCAAAUCUUACCACUGCCAAGCUGCCACUAUUGGGUCCUCGAGUAAGGCCCUUAACUCUCAGUUGUAUAAAUAACAUAAAUAUAUGUUGCUUUGGAUAAGAGGGUCUGCCAAAUGCUGUAAAUAUAUAUCCCCAGUGGCAUGUUUCAUAUUUUUACAUUUCUUGUUUUUUGACUGUUGCUUUUUCUUCAGAUUACAAUUAUGGACUAUAACAGAUUAUUGCCACCUACUGUACAUGUAAUUUGAUGCACGCUGUGAUUAUCUCUUAAGGGAACCCACAUUAAAUUACAUGCAUGUGUCCUGCAUGAUAAACCACUUUAUAAUCAUAGACAUCUAAUUGUAAAACGAUCACAUUUCACACUUUUUCCCUGGACCACACACACUACUAUGUCUCUAUUUGUGCUGUUUUGAGAACGAUCCCCAACCCAUACAUGAUCCGUGGUGGUCAUGUGGUGGUCAUGUGGUGGUCCGGUUCCGUUGACAGACCGAGUAAAGGGGGCUGAUAGAUAGCAUAAUCUAUAUGAUGGGUGAGACUAAUAAAUUAGUCAAUUCAUAUAGCUAAUAGGAGUGUUCUCCUAAGAACGCGGCACUUUAUUAGGAACACUUGUACACCUGCAAAUUGUUAAUACUUAUCCAGUCAGCCAACCGAUGUUCUACAGCAUAAUGCUUAAACUAUUGCAGAUACAGGAAAACAAAUCAUCUUAGUCACUUUGAUAUGGCAUGCAUUUUGGGUAUUUCCAGAAAGUGGAUCUCUUGAGAUUUUCACACACAACACUCACAAAACACAUUUUAAACAGAACACAGCAGUUCAGCACAGUGAGUGGAAACUCCGUGCUGAUGUGAGAGGAGAACAGCUAGACUGGGUCGAGCCUACAAGAAGGCCAAGUCAAGCCUAAGUCAAGUAAUCACUCAUUACAACAGUGGUUUUACAACACAUUAGGUUCUUCUCAAGUCAGCCCAGAACAGGAACCUACAGUAACAGGACAGUAACGGGAGGCUACAGUAGGCACAGGUUCACCCAAACUGGACAGGUGGAAAAAGACCAGGCAUCAGGUGCAGAUAUUCUAAUUAAAGCGAUUGUAGAUUAAGCAUUAAUAUAAUGAACCUGUUAAAUCUGCUUUCUGCAUUUGUUAAAAUAUGAUAAGAUAAAAGAAGAUGAGAUUAGAUGAGAUGAGAGAAACUUUUAUGAUCUCACUGUGGAGAAAUUCACUUAUCAUAGCAGCUCACAGACAGGUAUCAGUUUAAUAUAAGACACUAUCAACUAAAGUAAAAGAAAAAAAAACAGUACUGUAAUUAUAUACCGUACACCCUAGGACAAUAAAAUAAAUUAAAUGAUAUAAAAUAUUGCACAUUGACAUCACUGUAAUGCAGUGUUGUAAAGUCUGACUUAAAUGGAAACACAGACAUUUACGUUCAGGUUAAACUAUGUCUUAGCUCAUACCACUGGCUGUAGCAUUAUAACCAAUCUUCGUUGGAGUGUCUCUUAUAACAAACUGCUUUAGAAACAAAAGCAUCAUGAACUGCAGCAAAAAAGUCUCACUUUAACUUUCUGCUAUUAUUGUUUUCAUUCGACUUUGCUGUACAAGUUGUACUACAUGUAUUAGUCGUAACACAAAUAUGACAGCUACCUCAUGCGCUUUCUCUAAAGUGCCAAAUGCUUUGAGUCUCACAAUAUUCACAAGUGUUGUGCCAUAACUGCUUUGGUUGGUGUUAUGCAUAUAUAUAUAUAUAUAUAUAUAUAUACUGUAUUCUUUAUGUAUUUGUCGAUUGUUAUUGUUACUGAGCCAAGCACUUAUGAACCAAUGGAUUUACUGAUUGAUUAGGAAACAAUAUCUCUAUGGAUAAAUUAAUUGGCAGUUUAAACAAGCAAUCGGUGAACGAAACCUUGAAUUUUUUAACACAAUGCUUAGCCUUUAAAAAAAAAAAGCUUUAUUUCUUUAAGAAAUAUCAUUUGAAAACACUUUCCUUUUGAAGCAUUGCAAUUUUGCAAUGAUCUUUCCAUAUGAGCGCUAUCACUUUCAGUUGCAAUGCACAGACCUUUCCAAGUGACAAGUGUGACUUCCUGUAAAACAAUGCUAUUUUUCAACAUGAAAAGGAAAAAAUCCUAACAGCUCUGAGAGAAUGAGAAUUCAGAUCCAUUUGAUAGUAUUUACAGUAACAUGUUUGAUAGCCGAAUCGACUAGGACCAUUACAGUUCUACUUUAUGUCCGUGUAUUGUCCGUAUAUCUGUUUUAUACAUCCAACUCAGCCGUGCGUUCAUUCACAUGAAGUGCAAUAUCAUGUGUACUUUCCUAGUACAAGUGCGUUUAUUCAAAGCCUUUUAAUCACAUAAAGCUCAAUGUGGAUAAGAGGCUAAUGAGACCGGUGUGGAAUAACGCUGUAUAAUAUGAACACUUUUGUUCCUGCUUCUUCGCAUCGCACUAAAAAGCAACAGUACAGUACAUAAGUUGCUCGAGUAGUUUAUAAAACUAAAAACAACAAAAAAGGCUAGUGAGAAUGGAAGCGUAUACUGUAUAUGCAAAAUAAAAUUCAUAUUUAAAUAAGCUUUUCAAUAUAGACUGCACUGAAUCCUGUUCUCUGUGCAGAAAGUCUGCUUUUCCAGAAUCACAUCUGAUUAUUUGCUUGAUUUUGGAUAUUUUUACCCACAAUUCAUGUAGCAUCCACUAUGUUCAAGCUAGGCAGAAUCCCAAAUGUUUUCCUACUAACUAUAUACUGUAUGUUCACUACAUAGCAUACAACAUAAUUGAAAGGGUUUGUUGAAUCAGUACACACUGCAUAAAAGCUGUGAAUUUAAGAUAUAUAUCAGAUUCAUGGAAAAUACCAAGUGAUGCUCUUUUGAUAUUUAAUGUAGGAUGUGGUUUAGCAGUUUAUCAGACAGGAAACGUUUUGAAGAAACAAUGAGGAGCCAACGACCAACCUUUUAGAAAUAAUGGUCACUUUUCAGAAGACAGUUGCACUAAUAGAAUUUAAGAUUGAUUGUUGUCUUGUUGCAAAUUUCAACGUAACAGACAGCACCAUAGGGUGCGUCUCAAUUGUCUCCACAGCUUACUAGGUCGGGAAUCAGUAUACAAUGUUUAGGACCCUGGUUCACUACACAUUGGUACACUGAUGACUCUGGUAACAUGACUACCCAGAAAACCCAAAAUAUUGAAGUCGUUUAUAUUGAUAUGUUUAUUUUGUCCACAUUCUACUAAUUACGGGGCAGUGGUAGCUCAAGUGGUUAUGGCUCUGGGCUGUUGGUUGAAGGAUCAGGUUUCAAGCCCCAGCACUGCCAAGCUGCCACUGUUGGGCCCUUGAGCAAGGCCCUUAACCCUCCCUGCUCCCGUGGUGCUGUAUCAUAACUGCCCCUGCGCUCUGACCCCAACCUUCAGUUGGGAUAGUCCACUGUGCUGUGAUGUACAGUAUAUGUGGCGAUAAUAAAGGCUUCCAUGUCUCCCAAUUCAUAUAAUUUUGGAUUAUGCACCUCAAAGUGCCUGUGGUGCCAAAAUUUUUCUAUAUAGCGUUAAGUUUAAAUUAAUUACUCAAAUCAUAUGGUUUAGGACAGAUUUUACAGACUGAUUUUGCAAUUUAACUCAACUGGAAGUUCAAGCCCUACGUACUUGAAAUUUUGUAUUUAUAAGCAUAUUUAAUUCACUUUGUUAGGAGCAGGUUGGAGGUGUACCUUCUCUUAAUUACUGUAACUACAAAAAAUACAGAAGUUUUUUUAGCUCUACUCCUAGAAAAUAAAGAACAAACAAUGUGCAUCAGGUGUGUUUUUUAUUUUUUUAACUGUUUUUAAUCAUUUCAUGAAGCCACCAUAAUCCUUAAUGUUACAUAUUAUAUUAUAAUUGUACAAUGCUAUUGUGUUUUUUUUUUUUUUUUUUGGUGCAUAGUUAACGUUUAGUAUUAUCUCUCUUUCUCUCUCCCUCUUUCUCUGUCAUGUUCCUCAGACAUGCAGUCUGCCAUGUUUACUUACUAAAACGUCCCCAAUUCGAAAUCUCUGAGCUUGAAGAAAACCCACACUUGUAAUGUUUGUUUAACUCGAAAGCACAACCUUUCCGUCAUGACUUGAGUCGAACGCACCAUAAGUCCAACUAGUGCAACAGGCUACUGGACAUGCCUGGACAGUCUAAAACACUGUGUGUUCACUGUAUAGUUUGUGUUCAUGCUACUUUUUUGGUCUUCUUUCCUGCUUAGUUUAAUGUUUUUUCUAUUCCCAAACUCAUUUAAUCCAGCUUGUUAACUUAGCAACAUAAGCUUGCAGUAAGUCUUCAGUAAGCUUCAGUAUCAGAUCAGUAUCAGGUAUCAACAGAUGCCUUUAAAAAUAUAUAUAUCAAACAUUUCAUUGAGUUAUAUGUACAUAAGUACAUAUUUUUUAUCCUCAGAUGUUAAGUUUUAAAAUUCUGCAGAUGUGUAUGUGUGUGUAUAUAUGUUUAUAUAUUCUAGUAUUCAGGCCUAGAUUAAUGAUGUGGCACUCCUGGACCUGGACUUGAGUCUAAUUAUGUUUUUUAUAGUCAUUUCAUGACUUUUGACUCAGCUUAGACUCUGAGCUUAACCCAAAUUUGGAAUAGCCCAUGCUUUUAAGUGAAGCUUAUUAUUGGCAGCAUUAAGUAUUAUUACUCAUAUGCUCUUAUGUGAGUCAUUAAUGGAGAGUUAAUCAUGUAUAUUUAAUUAUCUCUUGACAAAUUAAACCACAUUUAAAGACUUCACUUGCAUUCAAUUUAAGUCGUAUAUUUACCAUCUGUUUAAUGGUAAUGCGGAUGUUGUUGUUGUUGUUGUUGCUGAAUUCUGGCAAACUGACAAAAUACUGCUUAUAACCGUUAAAUCUGGCACCUCUAUACUAUAAAACUAUAAAUAUACAGUGAUUCACCAAAAUGACAUUAUGUGCUGUAAUGAAAAGGACAUUCAAGCCUAAACAAUUCAAUCUGUGGUCCGAUAACCGGCUGUCAAAAUGUCCAUACUACUUCUGCACAACAGUCAGAAAGAAAGCUUUAAAUAUCAUUUUCUCAGUUUCCUCUUUUGGUGGCAAAACUUAUAGCUUUACUUGUGGUUGCGAUAUGUAAAAGAUUUCUAUAUCAUUCAAAAUGUCAAAUUUUGAGUUAUCUCAGGCCAACACACAUCAGUAGGAGGCAGAAUUUCUGUUUCAGCUUGCUUAGCUUAGUCUGUAUGCAUGGUUAAUGGAGCACUGUCUGACAUUAGCAUACAGUAACCCAUUUUCAGGCUAUUUUUUCCUCUGUCUCUUAUAAACAAUUCCAGUUACUGGUAAAGCUUUGUUGAUGUACCAAAACUUAGACACCAUUAUGUCUUAAUUUCAUUCAGUCCCAGACCAGGACAACUUAGCAUUUCUGUAUAUCUGUAAAAUUGCUUGAGAAUCGAUUAUCCUGUAUUUGUAGUUGUCUUUUACCUUUGUCCUAAAGAUGCCCUGGUGCCGUUGACCAACGGAGCACAUGGGUUCACGAGUGGAAAGUGGUUUGUCUGGCAGUUUUGGUUCCUCUCUUAGAACAUACUGCUCUUACUGUGCUGAGAGAAGUUUGAAGGUGAAAUCAUACUUGUUUUUACAUUUCGAUUCCUGGACUAUGAUUGUCACAUAGUAUUUUAUUGUAUUGUGUCUACAAGACUAUUUAUUGUAUUCAUGUGUAAACUGUGAGACAAUAAAGUAUUUUUCUUUAUAAACUUG
Messenger RNA from Tachysurus vachellii, 8363 nucleotides. RefSeq names its product activin receptor type-1C. NCBI's taxonomy places the organism in Eukaryota, Metazoa, Chordata, Actinopteri, Siluriformes, Bagridae. Gene Ontology annotation, biological process: protein phosphorylation; activin receptor signaling pathway; cellular response to growth factor stimulus. The transcript has 9 exons. Gene Ontology annotation, cellular component: activin receptor complex; plasma membrane. Gene Ontology annotation, molecular function: activin receptor activity, type I; ATP binding. The record is from RefSeq and is a predicted model, not a curated record. The coding region runs from base 140 to 1618 and encodes 492 amino acids.